This is a messenger RNA of Elgaria multicarinata webbii, 5633 nucleotides long. RefSeq names its product kinase insert domain receptor (gene KDR). Gene Ontology annotation, molecular function: growth factor binding; ATP binding; vascular endothelial growth factor receptor activity. The transcript has 30 exons. Gene Ontology annotation, biological process: angiogenesis; protein phosphorylation; positive regulation of kinase activity. The record is from RefSeq and is a predicted model, not a curated record. Gene Ontology annotation, cellular component: signaling receptor complex; plasma membrane. The coding region runs from base 98 to 4174 and encodes 1358 amino acids. Lineage: Eukaryota; Metazoa; Chordata; Lepidosauria; Squamata; Anguidae.
CUGAUGUCAGGGCUGUAGUCGAGGGAUCGCCUUCGCCCGGUGGCUUCACCCGGGGGACCUUCGUGGCUGUGGCGGUUUUGUGGUUACUUUGAGAGAGAUGGAGCUUGCCGCAGAUCUGGGUCUGAUCAUCGUGCUGUGGUUUGCCGCGGAGCCCUGGCCGGUCGAUUCAGGCUCAUCUGUUUCACUGGAUCCACCAUCCCUUAGUAUCCAAAAAUCUAUUGUUACUGUAACUGCAAAUGAUACACUACAAAUUACUUGCAGUGGUGAAAGAGCUUUGGAAUGGCUUUGGCCUAACAACCAGACAAGUUCUGAAAACCGUGUAGCGGUGACUGACUGUACAGACAAUGUCUACUGUAAGAUGCUCACACUUACCAAAGUCAUAGGCAGUGACACAGGGGCCUACAAGUGCUCUUACCAAGACAACACUACAACGUCAAGUAUUUAUGUUUAUGUACAAGAUUUUACAGAUCUUCCAGAUUACAGAUCUCCAUUUGUGAAAUCAGUUAGUGAUCAAAUUGGCGUUAUAUAUAUAACUGGAAACAAAACUGUGGUGAUACCAUGCCUUGGGUCUACAUCAAACUUAAAUGUAUCACUUUAUGCGAAGUAUCCAGACAAAAUAUUUGUUCCUGAUGGUAAAUCAAUUACAUGGGACAGUCAAAAAGGUUUCACCAUCCCCACCAACUUGAUCAGUGAUGUUGGCAUGGUCUUCUGCAAAGCUAAGAUAGAUGGUGAAAGCUAUCAAUCUGUGAUGUACAUAGUGGUUGUUGUAGGGUAUAAAAUUCAUGACCUUACUAUGCAUCCUCCUCACCAAGUAGAGCUGGCAGCAGGCGAGAGGUUAGCUAUAAAUUGUACUGCAAGGACUGAGCUGAACGUGGGCAUUGUCUUUGAAUGGGACUACCCAGCUAACAGACCCCCAGCAAACAAGAAAAAGCAUGUUACAAUAAGGGAUGUAAAGACCUUGUCGGGUGAUGAAGUGAAGAAGUUUGUAAGCACUCUUAUCAUAGAACACGUGACCUUAUAUGACAGAGGUCAUUACAGCUGCAUAGCCUCCAGCACCCGUAUGAUGAAGAAAAACAGUAUUAAUGUCAUUGUUCGGGAAAAGCCUUUUAUCACUAUGGGCAGAAUGCCGUCUUUGGUGGAGACAAGACUGAGUGAACCAGCUAAAAUUCCUGUGAUAUUCAAAGGGUAUCCACCUCCAGAUGCAAAAUGGUAUAAAAAUGGAAAACCCAUAGCUGCAAAUCGUACUAUUAAACUUGGUUACUCCUUGACAAUUACUGAAACAAGUGAAAGAGAUGCUGGGAAUUAUACUAUUGAGCUGACCAAUCCCAUUAACAAGGAGAAGGAGAAGCACACAUUCCGUCUGGCUGUGAAUGUUCCACCUCAAAUUGGAGAGAGUGCUCUUUUAGCUCCUGUGGAUUCUUAUAAAUAUGGUUCCACGCAAGUCCUAACAUGUACGGUAUAUGCUGUUCCAGCAGUAGCCAAGAUUCAGUGGUACUGGCAGUUUGAGGAAGAAUGCACUUUCAAUCCACAACAAGCUGGACUAGGGAACAAUCCCUAUGCCUGUAAGAAAUGGAAAGACAUUACUGAUAGAAGAGGUGGAAAUCAAAUUGAAAUAGUAAAACCCCAAUUUGUUGCUAUUGCUGGGAAAAUGAAGACUGUGAGCAGCCUUGUAAUUCAAGCAGCAAAUGUGUCCGCUUUGUACAGAUGUGUCGCUACUAACAAGGCUGGAGAAAGUGAGAGGGUCAUCUCCUUUCAUAUUACCAGAGGCCUUGAAAUCAAUCUUCAGCCUAAAAUUCCUACUGAGAAGUACAAUGUAUCCUUGCUGUGCGCAGCGGACAAGCUCACUUUUGAAAAUCUGACCUGGUUUAAGUUAAGCCCUCGGACCUCCCUGACGCACCUUGGCAAGUUGCCCAUGCCUGUUUGCAAGAACCUGGAUGCUCUUCAGAAGCUGAAUGCCACAGUUGCAAGGGCCAACGGGGAAAAUGUUGCCAUGGAACUCCUUCUCUGUAACAUUUCCUUGCAAGAUAGCGGGGAUUACGUAUGCAUAGCUCAGGACAAAAAGACCAAAACACGACACUGCCUUGUCAAACACCUCACUGUUCAAGAACCAGUGGCACCCACAAUUACAGGGAACCCUGAGAAUCAGACAACAAAUAUCGGUGAAACUAUAGAAGUAUCCUGCAUAGCAAAUGGAAUUCCUUCUCCACUCAUCACAUGGUUUAAAAACAACGAAUCCCUUAUUGAAGAUUCAGGUAUUGUUUUGAAAGAUGGAAACAGAACGCUGACCAUACGAAGGGUGAGGAAGGAAGAUGAAGGUCUCUACACUUGUCGUGCAUGUAAUAUCUUGGGCUGUACAAAUGCAGCAACAUUUUUUGAAGUGGAAGGCACCGAUGAGAAAACGAACCUCGAGCUCAUUAUUCUCGUUGGAACGGCAGUAAUUGCCAUGUUCUUCUGGCUGCUCCUCAUCAUCAUUCUCCGGACCGUUAAACGGGCCAACGGAGGAGAACUAAAGACCGGCUACCUCUCUAUCAUCAUGGAUCCUGAUGAAGUUCCUAUGGAUGAGCAGUGUGAACGCCUCCCUUAUGACGCCACCAAGUGGGAGUUCCCCAGGGACAGGCUAAAGCUAGGUAAGCCACUUGGUCGGGGAGCCUUUGGCCAAGUCAUUGAAGCAGAUGCAUUUGGCAUUGACAAAGCUACUACCUGCAGAACUGUUGCAGUCAAAAUGCUUAAAGAGGGUGCUACACACAGUGAACACAGGGCACUAAUGUCUGAACUCAAAAUCCUCAUUCAUAUUGGGCAUCAUCUCAAUGUGGUUAACUUACUUGGGGCCUGCACAAAACCAGGGGGUCCACUCAUGGUGAUUGUAGAAUACUGCAAGUUUGGAAAUCUGUCAGUGUAUUUAAGAAGCAAGCGAAGUGAUUUUGUUCCAUACAAGGCCAAUAAUGCCAGGUUUAGGCAUGGAAAUGGUGAAGUCCCUGCAGACCCGAAGAAACGCUUGGACAGCAUUGCAAGUAGCCAAAGCUCCACAAGUUCGGGUUUUGGGGAGGAGCGAUCCCUCAGCGAUAUGGAAGAAGGAGAAGCAAUGUCUGAAGAUCCUUGCAAAAAUUCUCUAAGCCUGGAGGACCUCAUCUGCUACAGCUUUCAGGUGGCCCGUGGGAUGGAAUUCCUGGCAUCUCGGAAAUGUAUCCACCGUGAUCUUGCAGCUCGCAAUAUCCUCCUAUCAGAAAACAAUGUGGUCAAAAUUUGUGAUUUCGGAUUGGCCCGCGAUAUCUACAAAGAUCCAGAUUAUGUCAGAAAAGGAGAUGCUAGGCUACCUCUAAAAUGGAUGGCACCGGAAACUAUUUUUGAUAGAGUAUACACAAUUCAAAGUGAUGUGUGGUCAUUCGGCGUUCUGUUGUGGGAAAUAUUUUCAUUAGGAGCCUCGCCAUACCCUGGUGUAAAGAUUGACGAAGAAUUCUGUAGAAGACUGAAGGAAGGAACAAGGAUGAGGCCUCCAGACUACACAACACCUGAAAUGUAUCAGACCAUGUUGGACUGCUGGCAUGGAGACCCCAAGCAAAGACCUACUUUUUCAGAUUUGGUGGAGCAUCUUGGAAAUUUACUGCAAGCAAGUGUUUGUCAGGACGGUAAAGAUUAUAUUGUCCUUCCACAAACGGCAUUGCUGAAUAUUGAAGAGGAUUCUGGACUCUCCCUGCCAACCUCACCUCUUCCCUGCAUGGAAGAAGAGGAAGUCUGUGAUCCUCAGUUCCAUUAUGACAGCACAUCAGAAAUGAGUCUGCACCGCAAAGGAAGUAAAAGAAAAAGCCGUCCUGUGAGUGUAAAGACCUUUGAAUCUGUACCAGUAGAGCCAACAGUAAAAGUGGUUCAAGAAGAUAAUCAGACAGACAGUGGGAUGAUUCUAGCAUCCGAAGAGUUAAAGACACUAGAAGAGAAAUCUAAGCAACUGAUUUUGCCCUUUAGUGGGCUGGUCUCCAGUAAAAGUAAUGAGUCUGUUAUGUCCGAAGCUUCCAAUCCAACAAGUGGCUACCAAUCAGGAUAUCACUCAGAUGACAUGGACACAACAGUUUACUCUGGUGAAGAAACGGAACUUUUAACUCUCAGGGAAGAUGCUUCUCAGGCUUGCUGCACACUGGCAUAUGGCCCUAGGGUACCCCUAGGCCCUCCUCCUGUUUAAGAAACUCUCCAAAAUAACCAUUAACUGGAACUUGCAUGUAACACUGCCUUUUUCUUAAACCAGUGGUAUUUGAUGCCCGGAAUAUCUGUGAUCACAGGAAUCAGAAAAAGUAUGUGUUUCUCUACAUCUUCUUUGAUAAGAAGGCUACAAAGUGCUACAUGGAAUAGAGGAUCCGAAGUCAUUGCUUGAGAGAACUUAGAAAAAGUGACCGAGCUUUGUCUACGCCCAUGACAAUAUCCACGUAGAUGCUUUGAUGACAAGAGAGGAUGGCAACCUUUGAGACAUCCGUGAAACCACAUUUCUAUGCAAUUGUGCUGAAACCACAUUUCUAUGCAAUUGUGCAAAGAUAGAAUAGCAUUAACCAGAAUCCUUUGGAUUUUCAGUCUUGUCAGCAAUCAAGUUUCAACAGUCCCUGGACAUAAGUCUUCAGGAUGACACUGUCAGUACAGUUUGCUGGUCUUGCAAAAUUACCUUUCACUUACAUCUCUACCAUUAGAAGGAAGCUUUAGUCUAAAUCUCACUUAUAAAUACUGGUGAAACAAACUGGGGAAUACUGGUUAAAUAAACUGAGGAAGAUUGGUCAAAAGCAGAGAGACUAUCCCUCUUUUUGAAAGAGGUCAUAUUUAGGCUGCGUGGAACUUAAUCAGCUGAGGUUCUUCUUUCGAUGGACAUUUCCCACUGAAAUGAAACAUUAUGUUUUGGCUCGGUCAAUAUGUACAGAAUUAGUGGAAUGAUCCAGAAGUUUAACCUUACGUUUUGGAGAUUUUUGCUUUAUUUGAUCAACACUGUAAGGUUCCCCUUGAGACACAGCUGCGAGCUUCUUGCUAGGGAAAAACACACACAUCUUGGAUGUAGCUUCCAUGUAACCCAGCAAAUAAUGUUGUCAGUAAACUCAUGUAUUAAUUACAUUAAUUAUCAGCUGCUCAGAUUUUAUGGCAGAUGCUGUUUAAUGUAGAAAUUGUUAGAGCAAUUUCUGUGCGUUUGUUGCCCAGAGUUCCAACAACAUAUAAUGUAUAUAACACGAUUUUGUUUUUAAAAAGAAAAGAAAAGAAGGAUGUCCUGGUGCUAUUUUGACUGGUGUUACUUUUGUAUUUGUUUUUUAUUCAUGAUUUUGUAUUUUGUAUAAUAUUUGGGAACCCAUGAGUUAACAAAAAUGGCACAUAUAGUAUUUAUAGUCUGAGUAGAAAGAAAUGUAAUAUAUUAUUAAAAUAAAUAUAUAUUAUAUAUAAUGACAAUGCCAUGGGACAUUCUUCUGACUAAACAUGGAUAGGAUUGAGCUCUUACUUAUAAAUGACUCUGACCCCAGACCAAAAACUUUUCAACAUGUGAUCAUUUUGCAGUUCACAUGUAAAUAUUUCUGUUCAUCACUUUGCAUAUAGCAGUUAUGUUCCCUCUGGUGUGACAUUUGUACAUUUCCUGCUUCCAGUAUUCAUAUACAAUGGACCAACCAAUAAAUUAA